This is a messenger RNA of Drosophila miranda, 4954 nucleotides long. RefSeq lists its product as uncharacterized. The record is from RefSeq and is a predicted model, not a curated record. The coding region runs from base 886 to 2553 and encodes 555 amino acids. NCBI's taxonomy places the organism in Eukaryota, Metazoa, Arthropoda, Insecta, Diptera, Drosophilidae. The transcript has 2 exons.
CCCAUUAAGAGGGAAAAAGUGCUGGAGAAAUGAAGAAGUUUUCCUCUCUCUCUUUCGCUCGCUCGUAUUUUGCGGAGAUCCAUGGCUGAGUUGUUUCAGUGAAUGAGUGAGAAUAAAAGUUGGAGAAUUGUAUGCAAAUAUCUAUCGCUGGCGGAGGCAUUGAGCGGAUCCAUCCAGCUCCAGCUCCAGCUCCAGCUGCAGGUGCCAGAUGCUUGAGAGAGUGAAUGCCUGGCUGACUGACUGACAGACAGAUGGACAGAUGGACAGAUGGAGUGACUGACGGAAUGGCGGCUCCUUGGCAAGUCCUGAGACCGAGGCAAAAGUUAUGAAAGUUUUUUGAUGAUAAAUGGAGCUCCCCCCCACAACAAUUUUAUAGUUUUGUUUAUAACAAAACAAUAUAAUAAAACAAUAGAAAGGCAAAGGAAAAGGAAAAUGUAUGCCUCAGCAGGAAGCAGCAUCCGAUGGGGUGACCUACUCCUCCGGCACCCUCUCCUUGGUCUCUUUCAAUUAGAAUUGACUUAAUUUUUCAGCGAUUUUGGCUCAAAGGAAAUGCAUGAAUUGACAAUGCAAAAGAAGACCCCCUUCAUAAGACCCUGGAUAAUACAAGUGAAUAUUUUAUUCUUUCAAUUCAAAUUAAUGUCAUAUCAUAGCUGGAUAUCUAGAGAAUCCCCGUCCAAAGGUCCCAUAGAAAUCUGAAGAAACGCAAUGAUAUUCCAACUCCAAUGAGCACCAAAAAGUCGUAUGGAAAUCGUAUGCCGAUCGUCGUGGACGAGCCUCUCUACCCCUUUGUAGGCACUUUUUGUACACUACAAUUUCCAGACAUCACUGAAAACACGCUCAAACAACAAACGCUCACACAGAUACACACAUACAGAGCGAUAAACCAUGCCAAGGAGUGCCCGGGCGGAGCAGGCGGUGGAGGAGGAGAAGGAGAAGGAGAAGGAGCAGAGGUCCUCCAACCACUAUUCAGACCGGCCUGGAUCAAAGCUAAGGAUCCCCGCCUCGGUGACGCAGGCGACCUGGCAGCGGCACCGCAAGAGCCGCACCAGACGGGCCUUGGCGGCGACCCUGGACCGCCUUCGGGUGAUGGAGAAGAAGGUGCGGCUGCAGACUGAGCGGCACGAUCGACUGCUGAGCAGCCUCCAGGAGUGCGGGGGCCAGGGGGCCACCGGCACAGGCACCGCCCCUGCCCCCGCCACAGGAACUGGCACUGGCAGUGGCAGUGUGGAGACACUGAUCCGUGGCUCGGAGCAGGAGGCGGAGGACCAGACGAGCGGCCAGGGCUGGCAGACGUUCAUGGACUCGGUGAGGUGCCGCCUGAACGUCAACCAGGUGGUGCGACAGGUGCGCAACGAUGCCGCCCUCACGCUGGACUUUGUGGUGCUGCUGGUGGCCGCCGCGCUGAUCUCGUGCGUGGGUCUGGUGGGGAACAGCUACCUCCUGCUGUCCAGCAGCAUGCUCAUCUCGCCGCUGAUGGGGCCGAUCAUUGCCGGCACCUUCGGGUCGGUGAUCGGCGACCGGGGCCUCUGGUGGCUGGGCUUCAAGAACGAGCUGAUCGGCAUCGCCGUCUCGGCGGGAAUCGGGUUCAUCUUCGGCGUGCUCGUGUUCCGCUUGGGCCCCUUCUUCGCCAUCGGCUCGGGCCUCACCGAGGAGAUCGUCUCGCGCUGCACCAUCCAUGCCCUGGCCAUUGGCAUCAUGACGGCCCUGGUCUCGGGCGCCGCGGGAGCCAUCGCCGUUCUGGGCGGCAACACGGGCUCCCUGGCGGGCGUCGCCAUCUCGGCCUCCCUGCUGCCGCCGGCGGUGAACGCGGGCCUGCUGUUCGCCCUGGCCCUGGGCGCUCGGGUCCUGCACCGCGACCACGAGCUCAUCCAGACCCUCGGCAAGCACCACGAGUACUCGAACAACCUGGAGACCGAGCUGCUGGUCUGCGCUCUGGUCAGCAUGGCCCUGGCCCUCGUGAAUGUCGUCUGCAUUUGGGUGACGGGCGUGAUCGUGCUGCUCAUCAAGGAGGUGACGCCGGCGGUGCAGCGGAACCAGCAGUUCUGGCGCCACGACAUCCGUACCGCCCGCCGGGCGGCGCACCGGGAUCCGGCCCUCCAGGAGGCCAUCAAUCGGUGGGACGAGCGGAGCCAGAGCCAGUUGAACUUCGGUGUGGACAUCGACCUGGAGGCGCCGCAGUACCAGAACACCUGGUCGCCCGGCAUGGACCGAAUGCCCAUCAGGGAGCAUCUGCAGAGCAACUACCACACGGUCCACGGCUUCCAGGAGCUCUGCUUCACCCUGCAAAAGCUCAAGCAGGAUCAGACUCUGGGCGGCCAGAGGAGGACCUCCACGGGGCCCACUGUAAUGGAGCUGUUCACCAGCAUCAAGCAGGACAAGAGGGAGAAAGAAGUCAGCAAGGCAAAGGCCUCCUGCUCCGAGACAGCCCUGACCGGCAGGAGCGGUACCAGCCGUGGGCAUGGGGCCUCGAUCUGCCCUCCAGACCGUCCGCUGCGCCUGCUGCCCAUCGGCAGGGCACCCAUCGAGAAGGAGGAGGACGAAUCGGAAGCUUAGCUCUGGUUUGCUCUGGCAAUUGUAGCUAAAAAUGGGACGGGAGCCGAGUCCUGCAAAGCAACUUCUUUCUGUCGCGUUUUCUUGUUCGAAAUGCUCCCUCUAAAGUCAAUCUUUCAUGUGAAAGUUGAAUCUCUAGUCUCGUUCUACAUCCUGCCUCUUGGGGGAGACUGAACGGGGGGAGAAGGGAAGAAUUGCAGACCUGGAUCUCUCUCAAAAGAGAGACCCACUUCCUUGUGGGUCCAUGCCCAACCCUUGGAUCUCCUGGGGUAUUGGAUAUUUGUAUCCAGAUAUGAUUCAUGGCCGCUACUCUCAUUAGGAAUUUGUAUAUAUGGCAUAUACAAAGCGGUUAUCGCCCUCUCUGCCCUGUGCAUACGAGUAUCCACUCCCUAAUGCCAUGGAAAAUGGAAAAUGGAAAAUUUAAUGUGCAAAAACUGGCCUAGGCAUCGCAUAUGAAUUGUGUUUGCACAUUCUUAUCGCUAACUAAUUUCGCAAAUCAACUGCACUGAUUUCUGUUUACUUAAUUGAAACUGAAAGAUCAACAAAAAACAAAAACAAGAGCCAAAAAAAGGGGGAAAAACAUCAAAAUUGGAAACAGGAGGUCACGGUUUUGGCAAUGAUUGCGACUUGGGGGAUACCCCGUUUGGCAGGCAUGUAUUCGAGUGGAUGGCUUAUCACAGAACGUGCAAGAUUUAUAUAGAUAGACAGGUAUUAUCUUUCUGGUUGAAGCUCGAAAGCGUAACCCCCCAUCGAGGCUGCAAGUACAGGGUGGACACAUUCUUUGUGAGUGAUUGAAGUGGAUCGUGAUUAGCAGUGGGCAGGGCGCAGGGCGUAGUGGGCGGGCGUUGAAAUUGCAUUUCCCCGGACGGAGGCAGAGGGGGGCUGCUGCAGGGAGCAGUGGCGCAGAGCAAACAAUUCCGAGUUUAUUGCGAAUUAGAAUAAAGCGAGAGCUCCGCAAUCCGAAACAAAUCGAAAUCAAAUUGAAGCGCAAUCUCCCAUCCGUGAAGCGUUGCCUCCUGCCGACUCCUGGCAGGACACCAGGCAGGCAGUCAGGCAGGCAGGCAGUCAGGCAGCCAGGUCAUGUGCCUCUGCAAAUCAGGCACAUUAAUUAUGACGAAUUGGAGCAUCGCUGCAGGGCCCACGCUGCACGGUGCACCCCAAGAGGGGUUCUGCGGGGCGUUUCGUGUGUUGUAAAAUUGGAAAUUGGAUUGGAAAUAUUUGCACGAAAUUCCAAUUCUCAUUUUCAAUUGACGCGCCAGCGAUUAUGCUGGACAAUUUGUUCAUUACGAGGCCACACGGUAGCUGGACGUUUGCCGCCUCCUGCCGUUUGGUGGGGCGUGGCCAGUCGCAAAUUUGAGGCACUGCCGCUUCUGCUCCACUCAAUUACAGGCCUUUUGUGUUCCAUCUGCGACUUCUGGCUCCUGGCUCCUGGCUCCUGGCUGCUGGCUCCCGACUCCUGUGUUUGGCACCGUAACCGUAACCGAAACCGAAACCAUUCCCGUAACCGAAUCAUCCAUCAGGUGCGUUUGUUGUUGUCUGUGUGUCUGUGUGUGUGUGUGUGUGUGUGUGCUUCGCUUGCCUCUGACCCCUUGGGGUCAGACUGACUCUGGAGUGGAGGCAACAAUAACUGGAACGGCCGCAACGGAACGUCAUGGCGAUGGACGACGAACCAAAGCAGUGGAAAAGGCAGCUAAACCAUAGAACAAAGCAGUGGAAAAGCCACAUAACCAAGCUGUGGAUGAGCAGUCCAAAGCAGUUGCACUCCCACCAAAAGAUAGGAACAAGCAGUGGAAGCAUACCCAAGAAGAGGCAACCAAGCAGUGGAGAAGCAAGUCCCAGGAGAGAAAAGGAGUAAUAACUAAGAAGUGAAAGCAGUUCUCCGUUCAUAUUGGAUAGAGCGGAAAAAGUGUCCCCCCAGCAAACUUCGGAUAAGAUCCAUACGAUCCGGCCCUACGAAAGGGUAAUCCAGCUGAGAUUCAAAGGCCAUCGUUUUGAUUUGACAGAUUUAUGAUUCAGAAGAGUCUAAUUUCGGAAUUUACGAACGAAGUACGUAGUCAUGCACGGUUUCAUUCAUGAAUGCCGCGUGCCCCAUGCCCCAUGCGCCGCACCUGCUGUGGCGGUGGGUCCUGAACAAGACAUUGAUGCCGAUGCUGAUGGCAUGUGAAUGAGUUACUUGCAGGAGCGGGCCUGAUUGAUGGGUCCCAGUGCCUAUCGAAUGAAUAGGAGACGUGGGAUUCUAUCAGUAACAGGAUAAUCGCUGUUAAUCGCUGAUAAUCCAGAGGUAUCCUGAGGGCAACUACUGCUCGCUCUCCCUCUCUCUCUCUCUCUCUCUCUUUUGAUCCAGAUACUGUCACCGACUCCAUAUAUCCCACAUAUCCAUAUACUCGCAGGACUUUGUGCAUUU